Messenger RNA from Nematocida minor, 543 nucleotides. RefSeq names its product large subunit ribosomal protein L6e. Gene Ontology annotation, biological process: ribosomal large subunit assembly; cytoplasmic translation. NCBI's taxonomy places the organism in Eukaryota, Fungi, Microsporidia. Bases 1 to 543 code for a protein of 180 amino acids. Gene Ontology annotation, molecular function: RNA binding; structural constituent of ribosome. The transcript has a single exon. The record is from RefSeq and is a predicted model, not a curated record. Gene Ontology annotation, cellular component: ribosome; cytosolic large ribosomal subunit.
AUGAUUAGGAAUAUUAUAAUAAACGAGCAAAAGGGAGAUAAGUACCCAGCAGAUGACGUUCCAGCAAAAGUGCUAAAAUGGCUGGAAAACAACAAGAGAUACACUGAAGAAGAGAGAACAGAUAUCAUAGAAGGACAGGUUGUCGUGGUGCUGAAAGGCCAGUUUGCUUCAAUCAGAGGAGUUGUAGUAAAGAGGCUUCCAAAGAACCUUCUGCUAGUCUCGGGACCAUCCAGAAUCAACGGAGUGUCUUUCACCGUUGUAAACCAGAGAUUCGUGCACCCCGUGUCCGUCUUUGUGCCUCUGGAGAAGAAGUUCAUCGACUCCAUCGAGUUCAACAGAGAAGAGAUCGAGAGCAUACGCGACUGGACCACCGAAAACGCAUACGAUCUGGAAAUAAUGGAGCUGCUGUCGCUAGAUGGAGUGCAGGACGUAAUAGACAGUGCCAUAGAAAAAGAAUGCUCCAAGAUCAAAGGACUAAAGACGUACUUCAGCACGCCUUUCACUCUUCCAAAGGACAUUGACCCAAUGAGUGCUUUCUACUAA